Eimeria necatrix is the source of this 1818-nucleotide messenger RNA. RefSeq names its product MRP protein, putative. Gene Ontology annotation, molecular function: ATP binding; ATP-dependent FeS chaperone activity; 4 iron, 4 sulfur cluster binding. Gene Ontology annotation, biological process: iron-sulfur cluster assembly. The coding region runs from base 1 to 1818 and encodes 605 amino acids. Lineage: Eukaryota; Apicomplexa; Conoidasida; Eucoccidiorida; Eimeriidae. The transcript has 10 exons. The record is from RefSeq and is a predicted model, not a curated record.
AUGGAUCCUGACCUUGUAGACGCCGAGCUUUUGUCUCACAAUCAGGCGGAAGUUUCAGCACAAGCUCAAGACGCAGCGAGGGAUCUUGCGCUUGAAGCUCGUGAAUUGUUCGAAGACUCCCACCAGACGGUUCUGCGUGCCUUCCAUGGACAAGUCUUGAGCCAGCUACGCCAGGUGAAAGACCCGGAUAUAGGCCGUGAUAUUGUCUCCCUCGGGUUCGUUAAGGACCUUCAGAUAGAAAAAGAAGAAAAUGGAGGUAGAAACGUCAAAUUUUGCCUUUGCCUCACCACGCCUGCUUGCCCCUUCAAGAGUCGCAUACAAGAAGAUGCAGAAUCGGUUGUGAAGCAGUUGCCAUGGGUCAGAAAGGUGGACGUGGCCUUGGAUUCAAUGACCGCGAACCGGGACGAUUCUCCUGGUCGUCCCCGAAACCUACGGCGAGUGGAAUAUAUACUGGGCGUUGCCUCCUGUAAGGGAGGCUCUGGUAAGAGUACUGUUGCCCUAUCUCUCGCCUUGAUGCUGAGAAAGAGCGGUGCGAAGGUUGGAUUACUAGACGCCGACAUUUAUGGGCCAAGCCUUCCUACCAUGCUUAACAAGGAGGAAGCCCGUGUGCGAUUUGCUGAAAAGGAAGAGUGUGAUUCGAACGAACAAGAUAAUGUGAAAUCACGUGCCACGGCACCCCUCCAGGUACAGAAUAAGCAGGGAACUUCAGCAGUGCGACGGAGGCGCAUUGAAUAUGAGGAUUGGUCCAUCCAGAACCCCGAACCGCCUGCAGCAAACAUUGGAGAGACGCAAACAGCUGAAGCUGCACGCGAAGAGAACUUGCUCAUGGUUCCUCUUGUAGUCUCGGGGAUCAAGUGUAUGUCGUAUGGCUUCAUUACGAAAAAAAAUUACCAGGGACACUCCGCACUGCGCGGUCCGUUUGUUAGCUCUGUCGUUCAGCAGAUGCUAACGGGCACUCACUGGGGUAUCCUAGAUUAUCUAGUUGUGGAUCUUCCUCCUGGAACCGGAGAUAUUCACAUUACUCUCACUCAGCAGCAGGCGCCCUUGGAUGGGUGUGUAGUUGUUACUACUCCGCAGGCUCUCAGUUUGGUCGACGCAGAAAAAGGCAUUCGCAUGCUGAAAAGUGUCUGCAUUCCAACACUGGCGGUUGUUUGCAACAUGGCCUACUUCGUUUGUGACAGCUGUGAUAAGCGACAUGAGCUAUUCGGCCGACCUGAAGCCACGCAGAGACUGGCGGAAUUGAGCGCGGCUCGUCAGUUAGUCUUGCUUCCGCUCGACGCUAGACUUAACUCUAGGGACUUUGCAGGGUCUCCGGUGCCCGAUGCAAGGGACUCAUUUGUUGACAGGCUAGGCCCUGAAGAUCCAGUGUGGAACGCUAUUCGCACCCUCGCAGACAGGGUGGCUUGCGAGCUCUCUACUAUUCGGUAUGGCUCCCUGAAGCCAGAGCCUUCCCUUGCUGAAGAUGGGUCUGCUGUCCUGGUCGCUCUCUUACGUCCAGAAGGAGCUCUUUUAGGAGAGGGAGAACCACUCAUGAUGAAAGAAGUCUUCGAAAUUUCAGGGGAGAUUUUGCGGUCGCGCUGCAGUUGCUCAGAGUGCAGAAAACGACAGUCCGAAGGCUAUUCCCUAAGUGGUGCCGAUGACGAAGUACAUGUAGCCAAACUAGUAGAAACCAACAACGGUACACUUUUGAUAAGCUGGAAAGACGGGCACGAGACUGCCUUUGCUCUGAACGAUUUGCUGGAUCUGCGUAAACAGCUUCGGCUGGCUACUGCGGACGAGGAAGGCUCUAAAUGCCAUGCUCCCGAACUGGAGUGGUAG